AUGUAUUUGGCGCAAGACAAUUUCUUUACUUCUUUUUUCUUUUUCGGCUUUCUUUUCAUUUAUUCAUUCAUUCAUUCUUCCUUUCUUUCUUUAUUUAUGGAUAUUCGUUCUUUCUGUCUCUCUCUCUUUCUUUUCAUAUAUUCUUUGUUUGUUUCUUUCUUUUUUUCAUACAUUUAUUCUUUCUCUCUCUCUCUGUCUUUCUUUUCAUAUAUUCUUUGCUUGUUUCUUUUUUUCUUUUCAUAUUCAUUAUUUCCAUCUUUUUUCUUUUCAUACAUUCAUUCUUUCCGUCUGUCUUUCUUUUCAUACAUACAUUCUUUCUGUCUGACUGUCUGUUUUUCUUCCUUCCUUCCUUCCUUCCUUCCUUCCUUCCUUCCUUCCUUCCUUCCUUCCUUCCUUCCUUCCUUCCUUUUCUUUCUUUCUUUCUUUCUUUUUAACCCUCGAUUCUUUCUGUCUUUCUUUCUUUCUUUUCACUUAUUACUUCAUCCGUUCUUUUUCUCUCUUUUUCCAUUUUCCAUCAUUUUUUAUUUCUUCUUUUCUUACUUUAUUUUUCUUCUUUUUGCUUGA
Messenger RNA from Acanthosepion pharaonis, 564 nucleotides. NCBI's taxonomy places the organism in Eukaryota, Metazoa, Mollusca, Cephalopoda, Sepiida, Sepiidae. The record is from the annotation of a GenBank genome assembly.